GUCAUUUUCUUGCGCGUUCCAUGUGUUGAAAUCGCUUUUGUAGAUCCGGUCAGUUUUGUUUGCGGAUUUUGUGAAAUAAUAGAAACACUCCACAAUGGAUGAUGGAGAUUUCGAUAAUGAUGAUGUCGGCGGGGAUGAUUUCGACGAUGUCGAGGACGACGACAACAUCGACGAACUGAACCAGGAAGAAGACGGGGAUAAUAUAGAAAUCAUCAAUCCCGGACAGGCAGGUGGCGGUGUACCGAAAAACAAGCGCAUUACCACCAAGUACAUGACCAAGUACGAGCGAGCGCGAGUCCUCGGAACCCGUGCACUACAGAUUGCCAUGUGCGCCCCGAUCAUGGUCGAACUGGAAGGCGAAACGGAUCCGCUGCAAAUUGCCAUGAAAGAAUUGAAACAACGGAAAAUUCCCAUAAUUAUACGCCGCUACCUUCCGGACUCGUCGUACGAAGAUUGGAGCAUCGACGAGCUCAUCAUAAUUGAUCAUUAAGUUAAAGUUAUCACUAAAAUAUAGACCCCUAACCAAAACACACGAACUCAAUGCUUU
Molecule: messenger RNA, 547 nt
Organism: Anopheles coustani
Lineage: Eukaryota; Metazoa; Arthropoda; Insecta; Diptera; Culicidae
Gene: RpII18
Product: DNA-directed RNA polymerases I, II, and III subunit RPABC2
Exons: 2
Coding region: 95-490 (131 amino acids)
Biological process (GO): DNA-templated transcription
Cellular component (GO): RNA polymerase II, core complex; RNA polymerase I complex; RNA polymerase III complex
Molecular function (GO): DNA binding; DNA-directed RNA polymerase activity
Source: RefSeq, a predicted model, not a curated record